AACCCCUGUCUGGCUUUCUCACACAGGCCGUCUGGGAGCAAAGGAGGGCAUGUCUGGGCUCCUGAAGGAUCAACCGCUUUUAAAUGUCUAAUCUCAGCCAGAUUCUGCGCUGCCCUCCUGAGCAACAUAUCCGACUGCGAUGAAACCUUCAAUUACUGGGAACCUAUGCAUUACCUCGUUUAUGGUCAAGGCUUCCAGACAUGGGAGUAUUCUCCGAGGUAUGCCAUCCGUUCGUAUGCCUACCUAUGGCUCCAUGCCCUACCAGCCUUGUUCCAUGCCAGGGUCCUGCAAACAAACAAGGUUCUCAUCUUCUAUUUCCUCCGCUGUCUUUUGGCCUUCCUGAGCUGUGUUUGUGAGCUUUACUUUUAUAAGGCCGUGUGCAAGAAAUUUGGACUGCACGUGAGCCGUCUCAUGUUGGCUUUCUUGGUCCUCAGUACCGGCAUGUUUUGCUCAGCAGCUGCCUUCCUCCCCAGCAGUUUCUGCAUGUACAGCACCGUGGUAGCCAUGACCGGGUGGUACAUGGACAAAAUCUCUCUGGCCGUCCUGGGCGUGGCUGCUGGAGCCAUCGUGGGCUGGCCUUUCAGUGCGGUCCUUGGGCUUCCGAUUGCCUUUGACUUCCUGAUCCUGAGAAGAAAAUGGAAGAGCUUCUUGCGGUGGUGUCUGGUGGCGCUCGUGGUCUUUCUGGUUCCCCUGGUGGCCGUGGACAGUUAUCACUACGGGAAACUGGUGGUUGCGCCUCUCAACAUCGUCCUGUAUAAUGUCUUUACAUCACACGGGCCAGACCUUUAUGGGACGGAACCCUGGUCUUUCUACUUCGUCAACGGCUUUCUGAACUUCAACGUGGCUUUCGUGCUGGCCCUCCUGGCCUUACCUUUGACGUCCCUCAUGGAAAGCCUGCUGCAGAAAUUUCACGUUCAGAAUCUGGGCCGUCCUUACUGGCUGACGCUUUCCCCCAUGUAUAUCUGGAUCCUGAUUUUCUUCAGCCAGCCCCACAAAGAGGAGAGGUUUCUGUAUCCCGUCUACCCCCUCAUUUGUCUCUGUGGGGCCGUGGGACUCUCCGCCUUGCAGAAAUGCUACCAUUUCGUAUUCCAGCGUUACCGCCUGGAGCACUACACGGUCUCGUCUAACUGGCUCGCCCUGGGCACCGUCUUUGCUUUCGGACUUCUGUCCUUAUCGCGUUCCGUGGCUUUAUUCAGAGGCUACCAUGGGCCUCUGGACCUGUACCCCGAAUUUCACAGAAUCGCCACCGAUCCCAUGAUCCACACAGUGCCCGAGGGGAGGCCGGUUCACGUCUGUGUCGGGAAGGAAUGGUAUCGUUUUCCUAGCAGCUUCCUCCUGCCUGACAAUUGGCAGCUUCAGUUCAUUCCUUCCGAAUUCAGGGGCCAGUUGCCAAAACCUUAUGCCAGGGGACCAGCGGCCACACGCCUCGUUCCGACAGACAUGAAUGACCAAAACCGGGAAGAGCCGUCCAGAUACUUUGACAUUUCCAAGUGCCACUACCUGGUGGAUUUAGACACCCCGACCAAAACGCCCAGGGAGCCCAGGUACGCUGCCAGCAAAGACGAGUGGAUCAUGAUCACUUACAAGCCUUUCCUGGACAAAUCACGGUCUUCCAAGCUGUUCCGAGCCUUCUACAUCCCCUUCCUGUCCGACCAGCACACGACCUACACCAACUACACCAUCCUCAAGCCGCGGCGGCCAAAGCAAGCCAGGAAAAAAACGGGUAGCUAGAGAGUCUCCCGGAAGGGACCCAAAGCUCAACAGCCCGGCGGCGUUCUCGUCUUCUCCGGGUUCCUUUAACCCACCCCCCAUUUUUUUGUCACUCCAUCCCCGGGUUGGGGUGGAGCGGAUGGAUUUGAACAAAACGAUUACUCAUGAAGGUUUCCACUUCGGGCUGACUGUCGUGCACAAGAUGGAGGAGGCCUGAUCUGCCCGUUUGGAGGUCUGCCCUUCGGCUCUCAGAAAGUCUUCUGGGAAAAGGGUGCGAGGAGAGGCAUCAUCUCUUGCUGCGUCAAAGGGGAGGAGAGGCUCGGCUUUGUGAAACACGAUCCAGUUGCUUGCUAGAGUUUGGCUACAGGACAGCGCAGAGCUUGGGGUUCAAGACACCCCCCCCUCCAUUGCAGAACAUCCUGCCUGCCCAG
This is a messenger RNA of Pogona vitticeps (central bearded dragon), 2141 nucleotides long. NCBI's taxonomy places the organism in Eukaryota, Metazoa, Chordata, Lepidosauria, Squamata, Agamidae. The record is from RefSeq and is a predicted model, not a curated record.